CAGUGUGUCCCGGAUCAUGGCUGAGCGCAGGAGCGCGGACAGAGACGGGGAUCUGCCGGUGUAUCUGGCUCGACCCGGGACCGCGGACCAGGUGCCGCGACAGAAGCACGGAGGCUUGUUUUGUAACGUAGAAGGAGCGUAUGAGAGCAAAACCAUCGAUUUCGGCGCUCUCUCUGUCGGUCAGAGGAGCUCCAGGAGCCCAAGAGCCACACACAGAGAAGAGCUGAAGCCUUCCAAGAACCAAACACACUUUCCUUCUCCACACACUGACCGAGAAGAUGAAGACACGGAACUAACGAAGAACGCGCUCGAGGAAGCUCCACAACACCCUGAGAAGAGUGAUAGGCUCCUGAUUAAAGGCGGUCGGAUUGUGAACGAUGACCAGUCUUUCUUUGCAGACAUCUAUAUGGAGGAUGGAGUCAUCAAGCAAAUUGGAGACAACCUGAUAGUCCCAGGAGGGGUGAAGACCAUCGAAGCCGAUGGGAAGAUGGUGAUCCCUGGAGGAAUCGACAUCCACACACACCUACAGAUGCCCUUCAGGGGGAUGAACACUGUGGAUGACUUCUCUCAGGGCACCAAGGCUGCUCUCGCCGGAGGAACCACCAUGAUCGUGGAUCAUGUGAUCCCGGAGCCGGGCUGUAGUCUGCUGGAGGCGUUCGAGCGCUGGCGAGAGUGGGCCGAUGAGAAAGUGUGCUGUGAUUACUCUCUGCAUGUGGACAUCACCCACUGGAGCGACGGCAUCAAACAAGAGGUCCUGAGCCUCAUUAAGGAGAAAGGAGUGAACUCUUUCCAGGUCUACAUGGCCUAUAAAGACCUCUAUCAGAUGAGCAACAGCGAGCUUUAUGAGAUCUUCACCUUCCUCGGAGAGCAUGGAGGAAUUGCACAGGUCCACGCUGAAAAUGGAGAAAUAAUUGCUGAGGAGCAGAACCGUAUGCUGGAGAUGGGCAUCACCGGACCCGAGGGACACGUUCUCAGCCGUCCAGAGGAGCUUGAGGCUGAAGCGGUGUUUCGAGCCGUCACUAUUGCAAGUCAAACCAACUGUCCGCUCUACGUGACCCGCGUGAUGAGCAAGAGCGCUGCUGACAUCAUCUCACAGGCCAGGAAAAAAGGUAAUGUGGUUUUUGGCGAGCCGAUCACGGCCAGUUUGGGAACCGAUGGGACUCAUUAUUGGAGCAAGAACUGGGCAAAAGCGGCGUCUUUUGUGACCUCACCACCCCUCAGUCCUGACCCAACCACUCCAGACUACCUGAGCACCCUGUUGGCCAGUGGUGAUCUGUCGGUGGUGGGCAGCGCUCACUGCACGUUCUCUGUAGCUCAGAAAGCUAUAGGGAAAGACGACUUCACUCAGAUUCCUGAAGGAGUCAACGGAGCGGAGGAAAGGAUGUCCAUCAUCUGGGACAAGGCUGUGGUCACUGGUAAAAUGGAUGAGAACAUGUUUGUCGCUGUGACUAGCACCAAUGCUGCCAAGAUCCUCAACCUUUAUCCACGCAAGGGUCGGAUAGCCGUGGGCUCCGACAGUGAUCUGGUUAUCUGGGACACAGAUGCCGUCCGGACCGUCACAGCUAAAACUCAUCAUUCUGCAGCGGAGUAUAAUGUGUUCGAGGGCAUGGAGCUGAGAGGUGCACCCAUGCUGGUCGUCUGCCAGGGGAAGGUUGUUCUGGAGGACGGGAAGCUGAACGCGACCGCUGGCACCGGACGUUUCAUUCCCUGCUCCCCAUAUCCAGACUUCGCUUACAAACGUGUCAAAGCCAGGAAACAGCUGGCCGUUCUGAAGGCGGUCCCCCGAGGCAUGUAUGACGGCCCCGUGUCUGAAUUCUCACCCAUGUCGAGGGGCGGCACGCCGUCUGCCUCCACCCGUACCUCACCCUCUAAAACCCCUGCAAGGAACCUCCACCAGUCCGGCUUCACACUGUCAGGUCCUGAGGAAGCCCCCAUCAGACCGGCUGGAAGACGCAUCGUUGUGCCCCCCGGGGGCCGCUCCAAUAUCACCUCCCUCAGUUAAAUAUAAAGAGCAUGUAAGAGAGAGGCCAGGAUCAAAUCAGCCGUGUAGAAGUAAGGUUUAGUCAGGCAACGAAACACUGAACUCAUGCCUUACCCUCCAUGAUUUCCUCCUGCUGAGCGACUGAAGACCAGAAGCCCACCUCUGAGAAAGUGAAGCAUUUAGUGUAGCGUUACGUUCAUUUGUGUGUUUAGAGAAACUGAAUUAGAAGACAUUAGAAUUACGGUAAAAACAACUCUCGUUUGGAUGGCCUGUGGUGUUUAUGAAAGGCGUUUGCGUUCGGUAAGGAAGGAGUACUGCUUUAUUUGCAUACAUCAUUUGUGAUUAGUUAACGUUACUUUUGAAGUCUUGAGCAGUGUUUUUGGAGUAUAAUAAAGCUGAAUGUUAAGGAAGAACAUGCAAUGAUAUUAUUACAGGACAUAUAUUCACAUACUGCUUUCAUUAUCCGUCUCACUGAAGAUACGAAAAACAUUGAGCGUCCGUCGUGUGAAGGAAUAGUUGAAUAACGUUAAUAAAACCAAUAAACAAUCUCUUGCAAAAACGAAUGAUAUAAACAAAGCCUGCAGGAGAAAGAUGUUCACCGUUUGCAUUGAUCAGUUAUUAUUGAAAGAUGAUCAACAGGUGCUACAAUGUCUUUUCUUAAAUAAUGCGAGGUAUUGGAAUACGUUUCUGAUUUCUCAAUCUUUCGUGUGACUUUGAAGCUCUCAGUUCAUUGACAUAAAAAGACAUACUGUAUGUUAGAUGCCCCAAAUAACGAUGGCCGAUUUACCGAAUGAUGCGGAGUAGGUUGUUGAUUAUAUUUAUGUCGUUUGAUUGUAUUACCUAUCUUUAAAAAAAAAAAAAAAGCAGGUGGAAAUGAACGUGUGAUGUGCAAAACUUGCUCCUCAAUAAACAGAAGUUACAACUGA
This is a messenger RNA of Carassius gibelio (silver crucian carp), 2907 nucleotides long. RefSeq names its product dihydropyrimidinase-related protein 3. Gene Ontology annotation, cellular component: cytoplasm; cytosol. The record is from RefSeq and is a predicted model, not a curated record. Bases 17 to 2002 code for a protein of 661 amino acids. NCBI's taxonomy places the organism in Eukaryota, Metazoa, Chordata, Actinopteri, Cypriniformes, Cyprinidae. The transcript is spliced from 14 exons. Gene Ontology annotation, molecular function: hydrolase activity, acting on carbon-nitrogen (but not peptide) bonds, in cyclic amides. Gene Ontology annotation, biological process: actin crosslink formation.